This is a messenger RNA of Homarus americanus (American lobster), 656 nucleotides long. RefSeq lists its product as uncharacterized. Lineage: Eukaryota; Metazoa; Arthropoda; Malacostraca; Decapoda; Nephropidae. The record is from RefSeq and is a predicted model, not a curated record. The transcript is spliced from 6 exons. Bases 34 to 336 code for a protein of 100 amino acids.
AGCGAGGUUGUGCCAGCUGAAGUAGUGCCAAAGAUGAACAUUAAACACGUGAUGGUGAUGGCGAUAUUGGUGGCUGUGUUGUUGUCGGAGGUGUUGGGGGCGCCAUUCAUCAUCACCAGAAGGAACAUCACCAGAAGGAGAGACUUCCCUGGACAGAGGUUUUUUGGAGCGACUAACUACGGCACUCACAGCUUCGGCAAGAACGGUUAUGACGGCAGACCCUUGGCUAGACGAAACAAAUUCCCUUCAAGAAGGCGAACCAGAUAUCCUCACCAUCAUAACAGAGUUUCUUCCUGGUACAACCGGCGAGGAUAUAGGAAGUGGUACGUUGGUUAAGCAUGGUGGGUGUUGGGUACGAGGAUUCUUACAUCUGUACCCAACCACGAGGCCUAAUAGUAUACAUCUAUGCCCAACCAACCACCAUUUUUGUUGAGUCCGAAGCUUAAUACAUCUGUGCUCAAUCAUCUAUUAUUUUUGGGGGGUUCUAAGGCCAAUGUACUUAUCAACAACCUCAACCUCCAACCAACCAUUUUCUUUUUAAGUUCAAAGUCGAGUGUACCUAAUGAAUCUGUACCCAACCACCCUUCAUUUUCUGUUGAGUUCGGGCUGAAGACUAAUGUAUACCAGUUAACAACCUCACAUAAUUUCUAUUGAAU